Messenger RNA from Gymnodraco acuticeps, 3780 nucleotides. Its product is annotated as trypsin-3-like. Gene Ontology annotation, molecular function: serine-type endopeptidase activity. Bases 2372 to 2917 code for a protein of 181 amino acids. Lineage: Eukaryota; Metazoa; Chordata; Actinopteri; Perciformes; Bathydraconidae. The record is from RefSeq and is a predicted model, not a curated record. The transcript is spliced from 4 exons. Gene Ontology annotation, biological process: proteolysis.
UUUUACCUUCCAUUUAUUUUUUAAUUUAUGUUCAAUAAAAAUUGGAAAUGUUAAAAUGUGCCUUGGAUUUUCAUAUGAUUUCAAAUCAGUAAACAUAUUUUUUUAAUGGAGAUGAUUAAGUGAACAUGUGCUGUAUAAAUACCCAUAUACAUUUUAAAUGUGUCUAAUAUUUUUUACAUUUAUGGUAUUUUUUCCUGAUAGCGGAACCAAGAAAUCUACAGAUCAGUGAUAAACUAAAGAACAUUUAAAAAAACAAUACAAAAGUGUAAGGGUGUUAACCUGCAGCAGGUUUGUGCUCAAUGGCAAAGCCUCUAAAGUCUGCUGACUGUUUGAAAUAUAUGUCUUCAGUUUGUUUUAUAUCUGGUGACGGAGGAUUCAUAGCAGAAUUAUAUUAAUCUUUAACAAACUAUUUAGAAUCCUCUAUUGUCCUGUUUCAUUACAUGAGUGUUAUUUAAAGGGGCCCUGUUGUGCUUUUUGAUGUUUUCUCUUUCCUGUAGUGUGUUAGUAGGUUUUCUUGCAUGUAAAGCAGGGGUGUCCAAACUACGGCCCGGGGGCCAUUUUGAAUAGGCCCUCAGCAAAUUCAAAAAGUAUAAUGACUUGAGUAUAAUAAACUUCUGCUUGUCUUAUAUUGUACUUCUUAAAUAUAUAUGUUCAAAAUAUAUUACACAGUAUUCAUGUGUUAAAAAUACCACUUUUCAAAUAAAUUCAGUCAAUUAAAGUUGAAAACAUGUAAAGCCAAAUAACACAUUUACGUAGCAACCUUGAAAUAUACCCUUCAUAUUUCCUCUUAUAAGCGAUCUGAAGCUUCUGUUUCAAGGAAUGAGCUGCUAACAAGAUAAAUGAAACCCUAUGGAGAGCUGUGAUGUAGGCUGUUUUUUUUCUUACAGCAUUUUCAAGUUUACCUACAUUGGAUUGAUUUUUCCAACUUAUAACUUAACUUAUGAGGCGAUAUACCUCACCUCUGGGAGGGGCCCAUUCCUUCAUAUAUCUUUCUGUAUGUGGCUCCUCAGUUUGGACACCCCUGAUGUAAAGUGUCUGCAAAGGCUAAAAUCCCAAAGUUCAUGCCAGUUAUCUGGGCUGUGGUUUCAGACAGAGGGUGAAAAGAGUGGCUGCAGCCAAAAUACCUUUUUGAACAUUAAAGCAUGUAAACAUGUCACAGUAGAAGCACAAACUUAAAAAACAACUAUAAAAAACAUUAGCAUAAUAGUUCCCCUUAAUUUAUUGACGAUUUCACUUAAUUUGUCACCUAUCUGUAUGCACAAGUAUUUCCUUUACGUUGUUCCUUUUUUCCAGCGUUGCUGUAGUUUUGGAAAGAAAGUCUUAUCAGGUUUGAGUGGAUCACUGAUAAACCUAUUGAAUGUUCCUGCAGCGAACUGCUGAGUAAGGAGCACCUGCUCAACUGCUGUCUCACAUAUUAUUGACAGAUAAGAAAUGUGACAUCAGUUCAGUGCACAUCAGCAUCUAAAACUGGACUCCAUUAAUUCUCAAAAGUGCUGGCGUCUGGGAAAAGGUUUCAUAUUCAUUAUCUACAUGAUCAUGAUAUAUGUAUAACUUAAAUAUCUGUGAUGGUUAAUCGAUGUUUUACUUACAAAUAUAUAACUCUGUACCUGGUAAAAAACGGACUAUUUUAAAUGUCUCUUAAUGUUGAGUUCCCUAUUCUUGAUUUUUCUCUCCUUUUAAAUGUUUUGUGUGUGUUUUCAGUUGUAUUCACACUGCUGCCUACCUUAGCCAGGUCUCCUUGAACACACAUACAAACACAUAUUCACGAGUUCUGAUCUACUCAAUAAAAUGCACAUAAAACAUACAAAUACCUAAUUGCUGAACACAUAACUAGUUUUUUUUUUAAACAGAGUUUAAUCUAUUAGUUCUGAUGUCGUUCAAGGUCUUUUUGUUGCCUGCAGCCAUAUGGCUCUUUCCCAGAACAGUUUUGCAUUUUACCUUCCCGACCUUGAGAAAUGUGCGAAUGUAAAGAGCAUGAGGCGUAUAUAAAGAGUUACAGGCUGAACUUUCUAUGACAUUCAAAAGAUAAGUUACCAUGAAGGCCCUGAUAUUCCUGGCUCUGCUUGGAGCAGUGUGUAAGAGACUUGCCGAUCACUUUUUAUUUCUCUGGUUUUGAUAAAUGAAUAUUUCUGGACCUUAUAGUUUAAAACAAUACUUUUAACAUAUUAAUGGUUUUGUUUAUUUUUGUAUUCAUGUUAAUAAAGUGACCUAAUGUGCUGUUUCAGUUGCUGCUGAGGAGGAGAAGGUUGUUGGCGGGUACGAGUGUCCCAGAAACUCGGUUCCCUACCAGGUGUCUCUGAACGCUGGAUACCACUUCUGCGGAGGAUCCCUCAUCUCCAGCCAGUGGGUGGUGUCUGCUGCUCACUGCUACAUGUCUCGUAUCCAGGUUCGCCUUGGCGAGCACAAUAUCGCUGCGAACGAGGGCACGGAGCAGUGGAUCGAUGGAGUCAAGAUGAUCAAGCACCCACAGUACAACAGCUACAACCUGGACAACGACAUCAUGCUGAUCAAACUGAGCCGCCCCGCCACCCUCAACAGCAACGUCCAGACCGUGGCCCUGCCCAACCGCUGCCCCCAGGCUGACGAGAACUGCAUGGUGUCCGGCUGGGGCAACCUCUCCGCCAACGGAGACAACUUCCCUGACAGGCUGCAGUGUCUGAGGCAGCCCAUCAUCGAUGACAGGAUCUGCAAGAACGCCUACCCCCACCUCCUCACCGACAACAUGCUUUGCUCCGGAUUCAUGAGCGGAGGUGCCAGCAGCUGCCAAGGAGACUCUGGUGGUCCUCUGGUGUGUAACGGUCAGCUGCAGGGGGUCGUGUCCUGGGGUUAUGACUGCGCCAUGCAGGGACAUCCCAGCGUCUACGCCCGAGUGUGCCGCUACAACAGCUGGAUCAGCAGCACCAUGUCCAACAACUAAACACACAGUCGCCCAUACAUCCACAUGCAAGCUGACUUUGUAACACCAUACUGUUGUUAUAUUUGUAUUUUUUUCAUAUACAACUUAUGAAUCACAUGUUAAGGCAUAAUAUUCAAAAGAAUCAGACAAAUAAAAAAUAUUUCAUUAGCAUUCCCCAAAUCUGUUUUGUUUAAUACAUUGAGUUUCAAAGUUAUUGUCAACUAAACAUGCUUUGUGUUUUAACUUAUUUUUAACUUAUUCUGUUCUCUCACAAGGCCACUACUGUCUUGAGAUUCAUUUUUAAACUAUACAUUUUGGCAAAACAGCCAAGUAUAAUAGUUAAUUUGUACUAAUUUUACUAUAGACACAUGCAUGUCUACAAAAUGCUUCCUGCACUCUGGGCAAUGGAGUGAUAUGUGAGACAAGUAACUUGUGUAAAUAAGAAGUAAGGCAUAACUGCAUUUUAUUUGCCUUUGCAUGAGUUUCUUUGAUAGUUAUUUAUAAACGUUGCUGUUUCUUGUUCACUGAGUAAAUCUAAACAUACAGAGGAACAGAUACUGACAGCAGAGGGGAGAGCCAUGCAGCCAUAUUAAACAGGAAAGCAUGCGCAUGGGUCAUAAAUAUAUUUAGGGAUGGCAAGACAGUAUAUAUCAAACUUAAGGACAUAAGUACCAGCAAUAUAUGGCAUAGAUUUGGCCUAAUCGUAAUUAUAAUUUGCAACAAAAAAAAGUGCCCCAAUGAAGGCAUCAUUUGACACCAUGAGUAUAAAUCCCACGUGGUAUAUACUUAUACAGUAUGGACAUGCAUGUACUUAGGUAAGGCUGAAGUAAUCAAUAUUCCCAUUGUUGAUUAAUAAAGAAAUAAUGUUUUUGUUUAACUGUUAA